UUGAACGGUGCAACGUUGUUCUCAAUUGUUUGAAAUGCUUUAUGCUGGAAAUGGGACUUUAUAAAUUCUGUUUGCUAAUGAAAUGGAAACUUUUAUGCUUCAUAAUUCCUUCCUGGCAAAUAAUUUCUGCACGAAUACAUUAUGCGAUUCCUGAAGAAUUGAAUGCCGGUGCCUUUGUUGGGAACAUCGCAGAGGACCUGAAUUUAAAUGUAAAGCAACUCUCGGUUCGCAGCUUUCAAAUUAUGCCUGGACCUGGCAAACAGUAUAUAGAUGUAAAUUUAGACAAUGGGGUUUUACUUGUGAAAGAAAAAAUAGACAGAGAACAGUUGUGCGAGCAGAGCCUCGCUUGCACGUUAUCUUUACAAGCGGUGAUUGAAAAUCCUUUAAAUGUCUAUCAUUUUCAAGUGGACAUUCUGGACGUAAAUGAUAAUGCCCCGAAAUUCCCAGAGAGCGAAUUCCGUUUGGAAAUUUUAGAGGUUGCUGCUCCAGGAACUCGAUUCGCUCUGGAAUGCGCACAGGACACGGACAUUGGAACCAACUCAGUGCAAAGCUACCAGCUGAUAGAGAACGGCUAUUUUUCCCUCGAUGUCGAGACGCUGGGUGGCGACGGAAAGGUACCGGUUUUAAUCUUGGAGAGAUCGCUGGACAGAGAAAAGGAAAGUGCUCACAAGUUGGUGUUGAUAGCUAACGAUGGAGGGAUUCCUCGGAAAUCCGGCUCUGCUGAGAUACUGAUCGUUGUCGAGGAUGCCAAUGAUAACGCGCCCGUUUUCUCCCAGUCCGUCUACAGGGUCAGUUUGUGGGAGAAUGCACCGAAAGGAACAUUAGUCAUAAAGCUGGAUGCUUCAGAUCCGGACGCUGAUCUCAAUGGCAAGGUAGUGUAUUCGUUUGGCAGUCAUACCUCGAGCAGAGUUCGUGAAAUAUUUCAGCUAGAUUCCAAAACUGGCGAAAUCAGAAUUAAGAAUAAUUUGGACUACGAGAAAAAUAGUGUUUUUGAGAUUAAUGUUCAAGCAAAAGAUCAGGGUCCUCACGCAACUCCUGUAUACUGUCACGUGGUGGUCAAAAUUGUUGAUGUGAACGACAACGCUCCUGUGAUUACACUGACAUCUUUAUUCAGUCCAAUCGGCGAAGAUUCCCCACCGGGGACUGUGGUGGCUCUGAUUAGUACAACGGACAAGGACUCGGCUAAAAACGGGGACCUGGAUUGCGAAAUCACAAAGGAACUUCCCUUUAAACUAGAGUCCUCCUCACGAAACUAUUACAGUCUGAUUGCCCAGGAGAGACUGGAUCGUGAACAAGUAUCAGCCUACAAUGUAACUGUCGUGUGCACCGACGCUGGGGUUCCUCCUCUCACAUCCAACAAAACGAUCCUGGUGGAGGUCUCGGAUAUAAAUGACAACCCACCCCAGUUUACACAGCCUGUAUAUACAGCUUAUGUGAUGGAGAAUAACGCCAUAGGUGCAUCCAUUUUCACUGUAACUGCUUUCGAUCAAGAUUUAAAUAGGAACGCCGAUGUGUCAUACUUUAUUUUGGAGAGUCAGAUUCAGGGCAUGUCAGUGUCUGCAUAUGUCUCGAUUAACUCCCUCAGCGGUGUCAUAUUUUCGCAGAGAAGUUUCGACUUCGAGAAUCUCAAACACUUUCAGAUCCUGGUUCAGACGCGGGAUUCUGGUUCCCCACCACUUUCUGGAAAUGCCUCAGUGGAUAUAAUUAUCUUGGAUCAGAAUGACAAUGCCCCAGUAAUCGUGCAACCUUUACCCGAAUUUGGCUCCACUGUGUCAGAGACCAUAUCCAGGCUCGCAGAACCAGGUUACUUAGUUACGAAGGUUUCUGCUACCGACGGUGACUCUGGCCAGAAUGCUCGCCUUACCUACCAGAUUCUCCAAGCUACUGAGGUCGGUCUCUUCACCAUUUCACCGGACACGGGAGAAAUCUGGACAAUACGCAGUAUUAGUAAGAAUGACGCCGCCAAACAAAGGCUGGUCAUCUGUGUUAAGGACGAUGGAUCACCGCCACUGACGGCCACAGUGACAAUCAUUCUGUCUUUAGUUGGAAAUGAUGGGCAACUGUUGUCGGAGCUGAACGGUUUGUCUGCGGAUCCAGGGUUUGCUUCUGAUACCAGCUUUUACCUCGUAAUAGCCUUAGGGGUCACCUCUUCCGUGUUUCUGGUGAUUUUGAUUAUUCUCGCCGUUAUGGUUCAUAGAUCCUCUUCUCUUGGCGCAUGUGGUUGUUUUACUGUAAGAAACUCGUUACAUGGAUUUCAAAGAGGCAAAAGAACCCUCCAGAUACCACCAAACUACGUUGAAGUGUUUGGGGGUGAUCCACUUUCUCAGAGUUUCCGCUACAAUUCAUGCUCAAGUUCACAUUCUGUGAAGAGGGAUUUCAGGUUGUCCAGCAGCAGAUCUACGCGUAAGGAUUUUACUCCGGGUGGCAUUCUGGGAAAUGGCGAUACUUUUCAAACUUCCAAGUCUGCGCAAUACAGGAAUACUUUAAAUGAGAUACGUUAUUCGAUUCCUGAAGAAUUGAAUGCCGGUGCCUUUGUAGGGAACAUUGCAGAGGACCUGAAUUUGAAUAUAAAGGAACUUUCGGCUCGCGGCUUUCAAAUUAUGCCUGGACCUAGCAAGCGGUAUUUUGAUGUAAAUGUGGACAAUGGGGUUUUAUUUGUGAGGGAAAAAAUCGACAGGGAACAGUUGUGUGAACGGAACCUCGCUUGCACGUUAUCGGUGGAAGCAGUGAUACAGAAUCCUGUAAGUGUGUAUCAUUUUCAAGUGGACGUUUUGGACGUAAAUGACAAUGCCCCGAGAUUUCCAGACAGCCGCUUUAGUAUGGAGAUAUCAGAGGUCGCUGCUCCUGGAACCCACUUCGCUCUGGAGUGCGCCCAGGACCCGGACGUUGGAUCCAACUCUGUACAAAGCUAUCAGUUAGUAGAAAAUCUUUAUUUCACACUCGAUGUUCAGAAGCGCGUUGGCGGCGAAAAACUACCGGUUUUAGUGUUGGAAAGACAGCUGGACAGAGAAAAGGAAAGUACCCACAGGUUGGUGUUGAUAGCUAAGGAUGGAGGGGUUCCUGAGAGAUCUGGCACUGCUGAGAUAUUGAUCGUUGUUGAGGAUGCCAAUGACAACGCUCCUAUUUUCCCGCAACCUGCCUACAGGAUCAGUUUACGAGAGAAUACACCCAAAGGAACAUUAGUGAUUAAAUUACAUGCCACCGAUUUGGAUGCUGGAGUCAAUGGGCAGGUAUUGUACUCGUUUAGUAGUCAUACUUCAAAUAGAGUUCGUGAAAUGUUUGGGCUGGAUUCCAAAUCUGGCGAAAUCAGAAUUAAGAAUAAUUUGGACUACGAGGAAAAUAGAGUAUUUGAGAUAAAUGUCCAAGCAAAAGAUCAGGGUCCUUACGCAACUCCUGUAUAUUGUCACGUGGUGGUUAACAUUGUUGAUAUGAAUGACAACGCUCCUGUGAUUACAUUGACAUCUUCCUUCAGUCCAAUCCGCGAAGAUUCACUCCAGGGAACUGUAGUGGCUCUCAUCAGUUCAACGGACAAGGAUUCAGUUGAGAACGGGGACCUGGACUGCGAAAUCACAAAGGAACUUCCGUUUAAACUACAGUUAUCCUCACGUAACUAUUACAGUCUGGUUACCCAGGAGAGACUGGAUCGUGAACAUGUAUCAGCCUACAAUGUAACUGUCGUGUGCACCGACGCUGGGGUUCCUCCUCUCACAUCCAACAGAACGAUCUUGGUGGAGGUCUCGGAUAUAAAUGAUAACUCACCCCAGUUUACACAGCCUGUAUAUACAGCUUAUGUGAUGGAGAAUAACGCCAUAGGUACAUCCAUUUUCACUGUAACUGCUUUCGAUCAAGAUUUAAAUAGGAACGCCGAUGUGUCAUACUUUAUUUUGGAGAGUCAGAUUCAGGGCAUGUCAGUGUCUGCAUAUGUCUCGAUUAACUCCCUCAGCGGUGUCAUGUUUUCGCAGAGAAGUUUCGACUUCGAGAAUCUCAAACACUUUCAGAUCCUGGUUCAGGCGCGGGAUUCUGGUUCCCCACCACUUUCUGGAAAUGCCUCAGUGGAUGUAAUUAUCUUGGAUCAGAAUGACAAUGCCCCAGUAAUCGUGCAACCUUUACCCGAAUUUGGCUCCACUGUGUCAGAGACCAUAUCCAGGCUCGCAGAACCAGGUUACCUGGUUACGAAGGUUUCUGCUACCGACAGUGACACUGGCCAGAAUGCUCGCCUUACCUACCAGAUUCUCCGAGCUACUGAGGUCGGUCUCUUCACCAUUUCACCGGACACGGGGGAAAUCUGGACAAUACGCAGUAUUAGUAAGAAUGACGCCGCCAAACAAAGGCUGGUCAUCUGUGUUAAGGACGAUGGAUCACCGCCACUGACGGCCACAGUGACUAUCAUUUUGUCUUUAGUUGGAAGUGAUGCACAACUGUUGUCGGAUCUGAACGGUUUGUCUGAGGAUCCAGGGUUUGCUUCUGAUACCAGCUUUUACCUCGUAAUUGCUUUAGGGGUCACCUCCUCUGUGUUCCUGGUGAUUUUGAUUAUUCUCGCCGUUAAGGUUCAUAGAUCCUCUUCUCUUGGCGCAUGUGGUUGUUUUACAGUAAGAAAUUCACUACAUGGAUUCCAAAGAGGUAAUAGAACCCUCCAGAUACCACCAAACUACGUUGAGGUAUUUGGGGGUGAUCCACUGUCUCAGAGUUUCCGCUACGAUUCAUGCUCAAGUUCACAUUCUGUGAAGAGGGAUUUCAGGUUUUCCAGCAGCGGAGCUAUGCGUAAGGAUUUUACUCCUGGUGGCAUUCUGGGAAAUGGCGAUACUUUACAAACCUCCAAGUCUGCGCAGUACAGGAAUACUUUAAAUGAGGUGAGGUUGCAUUUCGUUAGCGAGAAGAACACCUCAUCGGUCUCGAUUGGAACAGGAAUUAUUCAAAGGCACUGUGUUGUUCUCAAUCCCUGGAAAUGCUUUGUGUUGCAAAUGGAAUUUUAUAAAUUAUAUUUGCUAAUGAAAUGGAAACUUUUAUAUUUCAUUAUCCCUUCCUGGCAAGCAAUUUCUGGACAGAUACGGUAUUCGAUUCCUGAAGAAUUGAAUGCCGGUGCCUUUGUAGGGAACAUUGCAGAGGACCUGAAAUUGAAUAUAAAGGAACUUUCGGCUCGCGGCUUUCAAAUUAUGCCUGGACCUAGCAAGCGGUAUUUUGAUGUAAAUGUGGACAAUGGGGUUUUAUUUGUGAGGGAAAAAAUCGACAGGGAACAGUUGUGUGAACGGAACCUCGCUUGCACGUUAUCGGUGGAAGCAGUGAUACAGAAUCCUGUAAGUGUGUAUCAUUUUCAAGUGGACGUUUUGGAUGUAAAUGACAAUGCCCCGAGAUUUCCAGACAGCCGCUUUAGUAUGGAGAUAUCAGAGGUCGCUGCUCCUGGAACCCACUUCGCUCUGGAGUGCGCCCAGGACCCGGACGUUGGAUCCAACUCUGUACAAAGCUACCAGUUAGUAGAAAAUCUUUAUUUCACCCUCGAUGUUCAGAAUCGCGUUGGCGGCGAAAAACUACCGGUUUUAGUGUUGGGAAGACAGCUGGACAGAGAAAAGGAAAGUACCCACAGGGUGGAGUUGGUAGCUAAGGAUGGAGGGGUUCCUGAGAGAUCUGGCACUGCUGAGAUAUUGAUCGUUGUUGAGGAUGCCAAUGACAACGCGCCUGUUUUCCCGCAACCUGCCUACAGGAUCAGUUUGCGAGAGAAUUCACCCAAAGGAAAAUUAGUGAUUAAAUUACAUGCCACCGAUUUGGAUGCUGGAGUCAAUGGGCAGGUAUUGUACUCGUUUAGUAGUCAUACUUCAAAUAGAGUUCGUGAAAUGUUUGGGCUGGAUUCCAAAUCUGGCGAAAUCAGAAUUAAGAAUAAUUUGGACUACGAGGAAAAUAGCGUUUUUGAGAUAAAUGUCCAAGCAAAAGAUCAGGGUCCAAACGCAACUCCUGUAUAUUGUCACGUGGUGGUUAAUAUUGUUGAUAUGAAUGACAACGCUCCUGUGAUUACAUUGACAUCUUCCUUCAGUCCAAUCCGCGAAGAUUCACUCCCGGGAACUGUAGUGGCUCUCAUCAGUUCAACAGACAAGGAUUCAGCUGAGAACGGGGACCUGGAUUGCGAAAUCACAAAGGAACUUCCGUUUAAACUAGAGUCAUCCUCGCGAAACUAUUACAGUCUGGUUACCCAGGAGAGACUGGAUCGUGAACAUCUAUCAGCCUACAAUGUGACUGUCCUGUGUACCGACGCUGGGGUUCCUCCUCUCACAUCAAACAAAACGAUCCUGGUGGAGGUCUCGGAUAUAAAUGAUAACUCACCCCAGUUUAUACAGCCUGUAUAUACAGCUUAUGUGAUGGAGAAUAACGCCAUAGGUACAUCCAUUUUCACUGUAACUGCUUUCGAUCAAGAUUUAAAUAGGAACGCCGAUGUGUCAUACUUUAUUUCGGAGAGUCAGAUUCAGGGCAUGUCAGUGUCUGCAUAUGUCUCUAUUAACUCCCUCAGCGGUGUCAUAUUUUCGCAGAGAAGUUUCGACUUCGAGAAUCUCAAACACUUUAAGAUCUUGGUUCAGGCGCGGGAUUCUGGUUCCCCACCACUUUCUGGAAAUGCCUCAGUGGAUGUAAUUAUCUUGGAUCAGAAUGACAAUGCCCCAGUAAUCGUGCAACCUUUACCCGAAAUCGGCUCCACUGUGUCAGAGACCAUAUCCAGGCUCGCAGAACCAGGUUACCUAGUUACGAAGGUUUCUGCUACCGACGGUGACUCUGGCCAGAAUGCUCGCCUUACCUACCAGAUUCUCCGAGCUACUGAGGUCGGUCUCUUCACCAUUUCACCGGACACGGGAGAAAUCUGGACAAUACGCAGUAUUAGUAAGAAUGACGCCGCCAAACAAAGGCUGGUCAUCUGUGUUAAGGACGAUGGAUCACCGCCACUGACGGCCACAGUGACAAUCAUUCUGUCUUUAGUUGGAAAUGAUGAACAAUUGCUGUCGAAGCUGAAUAGUUUGUCUGAGGAUCCAGAGAUUGCUUUUGAUACCAGCUUUUACCUCGUAAUAGUUUUAGGGGUCACCUCCUCCGUGCUCCUGAUGAUUUUGAUUAUUCUCGCCGUAAAGGUUCAUAGAUCCUCUUCUCUUGGCGCAUGUGGUUGUUUUGCAGUAAGAAACUCGUUACAUGGAUUUCAAAGAGGCAAAAGAACCCUCCAGAUACCACCAAACUACGUUGAAGUGUUUGGGGGUGAUCCACUUUCUCAGAGUUUCCGCUACGAUUCAUGCUCAAGUUCACAUUCUGUGAAGAGGGAUUUCAGGUUGUCCAGCAGCAGAUCUACGCGUAAGGAUUUUACUCCGAGUGGCAUUCUGGGAAAUGGCGAUACUUUACAAUCCGCCAACACUGCGCAGUGCAAGAAUACUGUAAAUAAUGAGAUACGUUAUUCGAUUCCUGAAGAAUUGAAUGUCGGCGCCUUUGUUGGGAAUAUCGCAGAGGACCUAAAUUUGGAUAUAAAGGAACUUCCAUCUCGCGGAUUUCAAAUUGUGCCAGGACCAAGUAAGCAGUAUAUAGAUGUAAAUUUAAACAGUGGGGUUUUAGUUGUGAAGGAAACAAUGGACAGAGAACUGUUGUGCGAGCAGAGCCUCGCCUGCACGUUAUCUCUGGAAGCGGUGAUUCAAAAUCCUCUAAAUAUGUAUCAUUUUCAAGUGGACGUUAUGGACGUAAAUGAUAAUGCCCCGAGUUUUCCUGAGAGUCGUUUUAAGUUGGAAAUAUCGGAGGUGGCUGCCCCAGAAACGCGGUUCGCUCUGAAGUGCGCACAGGACCCGGACGUUGGAUCGAACUCGGUACAAAGCUACCAGUUAUUGGAGAACGGCUAUUUCUCUCUCGAUGUCGAGACGCGGGGUGGCAGCGAAAAAUUACCGGUCUUAGUCUUGGAAAGACAGCUGGACAGAGAAAAGGAAAGUACCCACAGGUUGGUGUUGAUAGCUGCGGAUGGAGGGGUUCCUGAGAGAUCUGGCACUGCUGAGAUAUUGAUCGUUGUUGAGGAUGCCAAUGACAACGCGCCUGUUUUCCCCAAGCCUCUAUACAGAGUUAGUUUGCCAGAGAAUGCACCCAAAGGAACAUUAGUGAUUAAAUUAGAUGCCACCGAUUUGGAUGCUGGAGUCAAUGGGCAGAUAUUGUAUUCGUUUAGCAGUCAUACUUCAAAUAGAGUUCGUGAAAUGUUUGGGCUGGAUUCCAAAUCUGGCGAAAUCAGAAUUAAGAAUAAUUUGGACUACGAGGAAAAUAGAGUAUUUGAGAUAAAUGUCCAAGCAAAAGAUCAGGGUCCAAACGCAACUCCUGUAUAUUGUCACGUGGUGGUUAACAUUGUUGAUGAGAACGACAACGCUCCUAUGAUUACACUGACAUCUUUAUUCAGUCCUAUCGGCGAAGAUUCCCCACCGGGGACUGUGGUGGCUCUGAUUAGUUCAACAGACAAGGAUUCAGCUAAAAACGGGGAUUUGGACUGCGAAAUCCCAAAGGACCUUCCAUUUAAACUAGUUUCCUCUUUACAAAAAUAUUAUAAACUGGUUAUCUGGGAGAGACUGGAUCGUGAACAUGUAUCAGCCUACAAUGUAACUGUUGUGUGCACCGACGCUGGGGUUCCUCCUCUCACAUCAAACAAAACGAUCCUGGUGGAGGUCUCGGAUAUAAAUGACAACCCACCCCAGUUUACACAGCCUGUAUAUACAGCUUAUGUGAUGGAGAAUAACGCCAUAGGUGCAUCCAUUUUCACUGUAACUGCUUUCGAUCAAGAUUUAAAUAGGAACGCCGAUGUGUCAUACUUUAUUUUGGAGAGUCAGAUUCAGGGCAUGUCAGUGUCUGCAUAUGUCUCGAUUAACUCGCUGAGCGGUGUUAUAUUUUCGCAGAGAAGUUUCGACUUCGAGAAUCUCAAAAACUUUCAGAUCCUGGUUCAGGCGCGGGAUUCUGGUUCCCCACCACUUUCUGGAAAUGCCUCAGUGGAUGUAAUUAUCUUGGAUCAGAAUGACAAUGCCCCAGUAAUCGUGCAACCUUUACCCGAAUUUGGCUCCACUGUGUCAGAGACCAUAUCCAGGCUCGCAGAACCAGGUUACCUAGUUACGAAGGUUUCUGCUACCGACGGUGACUCUGGCCAGAAUGCUCGCCUUACCUACCAGAUUCUCCAAGCUACUGAGGUCGGUCUCUUCACCAUUUCACCGGACACGGGAGAAAUCUGGACAAUACGCAGUAUUAGUAAGAAUGACGCUGUCAAUCAAAGGCUGGUCAUCUGCGUUAAGGACAAUGGAUCACCACCACUGACGGCCACAGUGACUAUCAUUCUGUCUUUAGUUGGAAAUGAUGGGCAACUGUUGUCGGAGCUGAACGGUUUGUCUGAGGAUCCAGGGUUUGCUUCUGAUACCAGCUUUUACCUCGUAAUUGCUUUAGGGGUCACCUCCUCCGUGUUCCUGGUGAUUUUGAUUAUUCUCGCCAUAAAGGUUCAUAGAUCCUCUUCUCUUGGCGCAUGUGGUUGUUUUACAGUAAGAAACUCGUUACAUGGAUUUCAAAGAGGCAAAAGAACCCUCCAGAUACCACCAAACUACGUUGAGGUAUUUGGGGGUGAUCCACUUUCUCAGAGUUUCCGCUACGAUUCAUGCUCAAGUUCACAUUCUGUGAAGAGGGAUUUCAGGUUUUCCAGCAGCGGAGCUAUGCGUAAGGAUUUUACUCCUGGUGGCAUUCUGGGAAAUGGCGAUACUUUACAAACCUCCAAGUCUGCGCAGUACAGGAAUACUUUAAAUGAGAGAAGCGGUGAAUGGCGUGUCGCGCUGAAGUCAUUGCAAUGCUUUGUACAGGAGAUGGGAUAUUCUAAUUUUUAUUGGCUGUUUACAUGGUCAAUUUGUUAUUGUAUGUUAUCAUCCUGGGUUCUAGUUUCGGGACAAGUUCGCUAUUCAGUUUCUGAGGAGCUGCAACUGGGUGCCUUUGUUGGGAAUAUCGCAGACGAUUUGGAUUUAGAUGUGAAUGAACUGACUGCUCGCAGUUUUCGGAUUGUGUCUAGUCCCAGGAAGCAGUACCUCGAUGUAAAUUUGGACAGUGGAAUCCUCUACGUAAAAGGGAAAAUUGAUAGGGAGCAGAUCUGCGGGUCCAAUUCUGCGUGCAUAUUGUUCCUAGAGGCCGUGAUCGAAGAUCCGCUGACUGUGUAUCAUUUUCAAGUAGAAAUUCUGGAUGUAAAUGACAAUGCCCCCAGUUUCCCGAAAGCACAAUUCCGCUUGGAAAUUUCAGAGGUUGCGGCGCAAGGAACGCGCUUUGCCCUCGAGUCUGCCUAUGACCCAGAUGUUGGAAUCAACUCGGUGCAGACGUACCAGCUGGGCGAAAACGAGCAUUUCACCGUAGACAUUCAGUCACGCCGCGGAGAUGGCAAGCUACCGGUGUUAGUGCUGCAACGGCUACUAGACAGGGAGAAACAAAAGAUCCACAGAUUAGUCCUGGUUGCGAAGGACGGAGGCAUCCCUGAGAAAUCCGGGACGGCUCAGAUAAUUGUCACUGUCCAAGAUGCGAACGAUAAUGCGCCGGUGUUUCAACAGUCGGAGUAUAGGACAAGACUGUUUGAGAAUACACCCAAAGGAACUCUGGUCAUCAAACUAAAUGCUACUGAUUUAGACGAAGGCUCCAAUGGGGAGGUUGUGUACUCCUUCAGUAGCCACGCCUCCAACAGAGUCCGUGAGAUGUUUAGUCUGGAUUCCAGAACCGGCGAAAUCAGAGUCAAAGAUAAUUUGGACUAUGAGCAAAACGAUAUUUUUGAGAUCAACGUCCAAGCGACGGACAAGGGAUCUGUUGCAACGCCUGUGUAUUGCGAAGUCUUGCUGGAUGUUAUUGACAUUAAUGACAAUGCACCUGAGGCGACACUGACCUCUAUAUUCAGUCCUGUCAGUGAGGAGGCUUUGCCCGGGACAGUUGUCGCCCUGUUUAACGUGAAUGACCAAGACUCUGGAGAUAAUGGGCAGGUACAUUGCCAAAUUUUAAGUGGUUCUCCUUUCAAACUGGAUUCCUCUUUGAGGAAUUAUUACAGGAUAUUAACUGAGCAACGGCUGGAUCGCGAAAACAUCGCAAAGUAUGAUGUUACCAUCGUGUGCAGUGAUAAGGGAUCUCCUCCUCUGACAUCCAAGAAAUCCAUCCGGGUGGAUAUUUCCGAUGUAAAUGACAAUGCUCCGCGCUUUAUGCAGCCGUCAUACACAGCCUAUGUAACGGAGAACAAUGUUAUAGGAUCUUCUAUCUUCUCCGUUACUGCCACUGAUGAGGAUGUGAACCAGAAUUCUCAAUUGUCUUACUCCAUCUUGGAAACACGGGACCAGGUUUUCCCAGUAUCCGCUUACGUGAAUAUCAAUUCAGAAACUGGGGUCAUCUAUGCUCAGAAAUCAUUUGACUACGAACAACUGAAAAGCUUCGAGAUCUGUGUCCGAGCACAGGACUCUGGGCCUGUAUCACUGAGUAGCAACGUUUCAGUAGAUGUAAUUAUCCUCGAUCAAAAUGACAAUGCUCCAGUCAUCGUUCAUCCACUACCAGAACAUGGCUCGACAGUGACCGAGACAGUGUCGAGUUCCGCAGAGCCCGGCUACCUUGUCACCAAAGUAUCCGCAAUCGACACAGAUUCCGGCCAGAAUGCUCGCCUGACUUAUCAGAUUUCCCAAGCUACAACCCCCGGACUUUUUACCAUUUCUUCAGACUCAGGAGACAUAUGGACGACGCGUGGCAUCGUGGAUAGAGAUCUUAGGAAGCAACGUUUGCUCAUCGUUGUGAAGGACAGCGGGGAGCCAGCACUUUCGGCCACGUUAACCAUCAUAAUCUCAUUGGAACAGGGUUAUUCGGAAUCGUUAUCCGAGGUGGAUAGUUUAUCCGAAGAAGCUGUUUUGGCCCCUGACGCGAGCUUUUAUUUGGUCAUGGCCUUGGGGUUACUGUCUGUGGUCUUCCUAAUAAUUGUAGUGGUGCUCGCCAUUAAAGUUAACCAAAACCGAUGGGGGUUUGACGAUCGUAACUCUUGCUGUCGCAGGAGAAGUCGAAAGACGUGCAGGAGCAUUCAAAUACCCCCAAACUAUGUGGAAGUGUUUGGGGGCGACCCACUCUCUCAGAGUUUCCGCUAUGAUAGUUGCUCUUCGUCACACACCACGAAGGGAGACUUCAUGUUCCGCAACACGUGCAGCUCACUUGCAAGCAAGAAUAACGAGACUCCGCCAAUAUCAAAUUCCGAAAGUUGCAGAAACUUUAUUCAGGUGAGAAGCCUUUCCAAAGGAAACCGUUUGAUUUACAUACACGUCAAGAUCGUAACUGGUGGAAAGGAAAAGCGGGAUCCUCUUUCGCCGGAAAUGGGAUAUUGCAGAAUAUAUUGCUUGAAAAAAUGGUUUCUCCUUUACUGUCUAUUCUUCUGGAGUCUAGUUUCGGGGCAAAUUCGUUAUUCGAUUCCCGAGGAACUACAACUUGGCGCCUUUGUUGGUAACAUCGCGGACGAUUUGGGUUUAGAUGUGAAAGAACUCACAGCUCGAAAUUUUCGCAUCGCGCCUGGUCUCGGGAAAAAAUACUUGGAUGUUAAUUUAGACAAUGGGAUAUUAUUUGUGAAGGAAAAGAUUGACAGAGAGCAGCUUUGUGGAUCGAGCCUUACUUGCCUUUUAUCAAUGGAAGCUGUAAUCGAAAACCCUUUGAAUGUCUAUAGAGUUGAAGUGGAGGUUUUGGAUAUAAACGACAAUGCUCCCAUUUUUCCAAAGAAUCAGGUCCGCUUAGAAAUAUAUGAAGUGGCGACGCCGGGUGCCCGUUUCCCCCUCGAGUGUGCGUACGACUCGGACGUAGGGACAAACUCCUUACAAGACUACCGCCUGGUUGAGAAUCAAUACUUCGCACUUGACAUUGAGACCCGCAGUGGGGAGGAGAAGCUGCCAGUGUUAACACUGGAGCGGGCGCUGGACAGAGAGAAAGAAGCAACCCACAGGUUACAACUAAUUGCUAAGGACGGCGGGAUUCCCCCAAGAUCCAGCACUGCUGAAAUAUUAGUCACAGUACAGGAUGCCAACGACAACUCUCCUGUAUUCGCCCAGUCCGUCUACAGGGUCAGUCUGAAUGAAAAUGUGCCCAAAGGAACACUUGUAAUCAAGCUUAAUGCCACUGAUUUGGAUGACGGGUCUAAUGGGGAGUUAGAGUAUUCAUUUACCAGCCAUACCUCGGCGACAGUGCGUGAAAUGUUUGAUCUCAAUUCAAUAACAGGGGAGGUCAAAGUAAAGGGGAUUUUGGACUAUGAGGUAAAUCGUGCCUUUGAAAUCAAUAUUCAGGCAAUGGACAAAGGUUUUGCUCCGCAACCUGCGUACUGCCGUGUUCACGUGGACAUUACUGAUUUGAAUGAUAACGCCCCUGAAGUUAAGGUAACGUCUUUGUUCAGUCCUCUUGCAGAGGACUCUUCCCUGGGGGUUGUGAUAGCGCUGAUUAGUACCACAGAUAAAGACUCGGGAAAAAACGGAGAGAUCCAUUGUCAAAUCCCAAAUAAUCUUCCAUUUAAACUGGAUUCGUCUUUAAUAAACUAUUACAAAUUGCUGACUGUGGACCAAUUGGAUCGGGAAAAUAUCCCAAAGUAUGACGUCACUAUAGAGUGUAGUGACUCAGGUUCGACUCCUCUCACCUCCGAGAAAACAAUGCAGGUAGAGAUCUCUGAUGUAAAUGACAACGCGCCUCGAUUCAGCCAAUCGUCCUACACAGCCUAUGUGAUGGAGAACAACGUCAUCGGAGCCUCUAUCCUAUCAGUGACAGCUAUCGAUCCCGAUUUAAAACAGAAUGCUGAAGUAUCAUAUUCCAUUACGCAGAACCAGCUUCGGGGUGAGUCAAUAGCCAACUGCGUGUAUAUUAAUUCGGAGAAUGGAAUCGUAUUUUCUCAAAGAAGUUUCGACUACGAGGAACUCAAAGGCUUCCAGUUCCAGGUUCAAGCACGGGACAACGGAAGCCCGCCACUCACUAGCAAUGUUUCGGUGGAGAUUGUUAUCUUGGACCAGAACGAUAAUGCGCCAGUUAUUGUUCAUCCACUACCUGAACAUGAGUCAACUGUCAUGGAAACAAUGUCUCGCUCUGCCGAGCCAGGUUACCUGGUUACCAAAGUGUCCGCCAUCGAUGCUGACUCGGGCCAAAAUGCUCGCCUCUCUUACCAGAUUGUCCAGUCUACUGACCCGGGACUUUUCACCAUUUCACCGGACACGGGCGAAGUGUGGACCAUCCGAGCCAUGGAGGAGAAGGACGCGACAAAGCAAAAGUUAACCAUCGUGGUAAAAGACAACGGGACACCGCCGCUUUCAGCUUCCCUGACCAUCAGUUUGUCGGUGGUUGACGGGGAUGCCCAGUUGCUCUCUGGGGUCACAGAUUUGGACGAGAAGGCGGCUUUCAAGUCCGUAUUGAGUUUUUACUUGGUGAUAUCUCUGGGGGCAAUUUCAUCCAUUUUCCUGCUCAUCUUAAUCAUCCUCGCUGUGAAGGUCCAUAAAAGCAGGAGUGGAUUUGGUGUUUACGGUUGGUACGGGGACAUCUGCUGGUGUUAUCAAUCAGGACGCUCUCUCAAUGGGAUUCAGAAAGCUAGCAGAAACAUUCAAAUACCUCCGAAUUAUGUAGAGGUAUUCGGAGGUGAUCCGCUUUCUCAAAGUUUUCGCUAUGGAACCAAUUCAACUAUAGGUUCUACCAAGAGGGAUUCCCCAUUUCCCAAUACGCAUAGCCUGACUGCAGUGACAUAUAAAAGCGGGGGGAGGCCUAAUGAGAAAUACAAAUAUCUGCAAACCCAAGCACCUGAACAUUGUAGAAACUCUGUAAAUAAUGAGGUGAAACAACCAAAUACUGAUUGGCGUUUCUCACAGACCCACAGAGCAGAGCUAAACAGCUCCCAGUACCUGGAGGAGGAAGGUGUGCAGCGUGAAAUACAAUGUGAAGUUCAGCGUGAGGUCCAGCGAGACGUGCAGCGUGAAGUACAACGUGAUGUGCAGUGUGAUGUGCCACGUAACAUUCAACGCGACCUGCAGCGCGAUGCGCACAGUGACGUGCAGCAUGUUGCCGAAAAUGAUCCUGGUGGACCAAGGAAAGCAGUAUGUGCAAGGCCUCCUGCCAUCCCAGCCGGUAGAGAUGGGUGGACAUUACCACGGACAGCUCCACGAAUGCAGCUACAGAUGGCGCUAGGCACUCACGUACCAGGGACCCUGCGAAGUCAGUACCUCUUCCCCCGAGAGUCUCGUACCUCCGGAGCACGUAUCAGUAAUUCAAGCGUGGAGUUCACUGCUUUCCCUGUUGGCAGCCUCCAUGGUCCUUGGGCUGUAAACCAGACACGAGAUCGUAGAGGCAUCACCCGUCCGGGCAGCUGGAGACCAGAGUUGGACACCGAGGCUCGCUGUGAAAUUUCCUGCUCACCAUCAAGCCUCCGAUUAUCUACACAACGUCUACAUUCCGGGGACCACCACCACCCUCUCCGGCAAGUCAACAACUGAGCGUGAAGGAAAGAAGUCCUUCAUAACUUUUGGGAAGAAGAAAAAAAGUGGUAAAUAAAAGAGGGGGUCAGACUAAACAUUUCAAUAAUUGUGAAAAUCAUAAAAUGGAGCUGCAUGACAAAAGCACGUCUUUUUAAAAAAAAAACUAAAUGUCACUUCAAAAAAAAAAAUUAAUUGGGCCAAAGAAGCCCUUUGCUGCACUAAGUAUUAGUUUGAAAGGGAAUGGAUUUUUUAAAUUUUGAUUUUCAUUGAUAGUGUUCAAAAUUCUCUGCAAUCCUCCAAUUUAACAAGUAUUACAACAGAAAUGUGGCAAUUUAUGCCAUGCACAAUUGUUUAAGGAGGUCUCAAUUGCCUGAAGAUACUAUGCAUUAGGUUUGCGCGGUAUUAUGCCUUGCCAGCUCAGAAUUAAAGGCAACCAAUUCCAGAUUUUGAGAUAUUAUUCUGGACAUCAUUGCCACCAGGAAAUUGUUAGUGAUUUUCUUUUCAAACGCACUGGGGAAAAUUAAAUUUGUUAGUAGUCUCAAGCACUGACUUGAUCAAGGGCUUCUUUUUGGAAUGGGGUACUGAGUUCCAAUGGGAGAUUUAUCCCAGACCUCACCAUCAUUCGUCACAAGCUUCCUUCCUAAGCUUCCCAAAUUGAGUUCAGCUGGAGCAAUUGAUAGGACCUACAGUUGCCUCUGAACAGAAUUCCUUUGCUCUCUCCAUCUAGUUCAAGUUCCAGUUUAUUAUCACUCAACCAUACACAUGUAUACAGCUAAACGAAAUAAAGUUCCUCUGGGACCAAGGUGCAAAACUCAGUACAUGUAUCACAUAAAGUGCGUAAAAAAAUAUUCACACAAUAAUAUUAGCAGAUAUUAAAAGUAUUCUGUAGAUAAACAAGUUGACAUAAAAUGCUUAUAUGACAUAUAGUUAAAUAUACAACAAUAUAAUGCUAGUGGCACAAACAUAAAUAAUGUGUACUGGGUGAUAGCAAGGUGUUCAGAAGCCUCACAGCCUGGGGGAGUAAGCUGUUACCCAGCCUGGCAGUCCUUAUUCUUACUGUGGUUCCUUAGGCCUGCUGGUACAAGGUAGGAUGGAUGGGAAGGGUCCUUAAUGCUGAAGUCAAGAGGAGAAUGGCUGGGUUGUUUAUCUCACAGCAGUCUGGAGAUAUUUAAAAUUAAAAUUUCCAGUGCUGCCAGAUGAGACUGUGUUGGCAUUAGGCCACAUUACCAGGAUAAUUGGCACAGACUAUCUAAUUCCACCUUCAAUGAAUUAACACCAAUGGAAAUGAAACCACUCUGACUUGCAUCACUGAGAAAUUGUGCCUAUCCUGAAAAAAUAAUGUAUAUAAAUUUAAUCCUCAAUUUUGCUGGGACACUACAGAAACAUUAAAAAAAAACCAUUCCCUGAUUCAAACGUCUGUUACACAUGUGAGCAGCCACAAUUUAAAUUCAGUCAAACACUUAUUGUCUCGUGUCUCCAUUUUGUUCAGUCUAAAAUGUCACGCAGCCUUAACAUAGAUUAAGGAACAUGUUAAGAGUUCACUUUCGCUUUGUGCAUGUACGUCACUCUGUGGGUUAUCGCUUGCAUUACAUUUUCUGUAAAUUGUUCUCUGUUUAAUGCCCCACAUUUAGUUUUAGAAGGGGUGUGGCAGAACAGAAAAGAGGAGAGAAACAAAGCAAGUGAGAAAAUAAUUGACGCUGCUUUUCCACCAUUAGUCGCAUCAGGAAUGGCCCAGAACUUGCAGAUGGACUCUGAGAGCAUCUAGCUAAGUAGAAAAACCACUGCUCAUCUCACUCCUUUGGAUCACUGUCCACUUCUCUCCCUUGGUGACCCAGGGCAGCAGAUCCAAGGAUAUAAGGGUACCAUGGCAAUGUAGUAGUUAGCGUAACGCUACUAUAGCUUGGAGCAAUCUGGAGUUCAGAGUUCAAUUCUGGUGCUGACUGUAAGGAGUUUGUACACUCCUCCCGUGACCGUAUGGGUUUUCUUUGGGGGUUUCGGUUUAUUCCCACAGUCCAAAGUUAUACCAGUUAGUAGGUUAAUUGGUCAUUGCAAAUUGUCCUGUGAUUAGGCUAGGGUUAUAUGUGUGGUUUGCUGGGCCGUACAGCUCUUUGGGCUGAAAGGACCUGUUGCGUGAUUUAUCUCUAAAUAAAUAAAUAAAAUUAGUGAUGAUGUUCUCAAUGAUGCAGGUUGAGUGUCUUUGUAUAGACUUGUAACAUAGUCAUAAUGACAAAAGCUUUCAGAACAAUAGAAUGGAGGGUAAGGAAGGAGAAAAAUAUAUUAAAAUACCAAAAAAAGGGGUAUAUAUGGGGCAAUGGUUGCCACCUUAUGAAGGAGCCAAAUCGGACAAAGAGAUUGGAUCAGACUGAAUGCAUAGUGGGGUCCUGGCCUGAGUUUUCAGGUAUCUUUUAAUAAAGGUGAAAUGUAAUUCUGCCCGAGAGAGGGAUGAAAAUAAAAACAAAUUUAUUAUGUAGUCUUUAGUUUACAAAUUCCUGAAUUGAUUCACUGGAGUAGAUUUCAAUGUUUUCCAGGGCUGUAAAAUGAAUGAGCAACUGAGGUGUCCCCUUUUGCACACUUCCCAAUUGGAAGUAAAAUAUGGGAGGGAUACAGACUGGGCUUCCAGUUCACUAACAUCAGCUUGGAGGAAGCCAUAUCCUACUGUCUGCCAGUGGGCUCAGCAUGAACAAUAAACAGAGCUGGAAAAAGCCUUGGUGUAUUGGUAAGGGACAAUCAUCCAGACUUGGUCUGCAAACUAGCAACACUACCAGAAAGCGUCUUUGAAGAGCAGACAUGAGAAGGUUCCAGGUUCUGGUGAAAGGUUAUCCACCUGAAACCCUGACCCUGUUCCUCUCCCCUCAAAUGCCACCUGACCUGCUGAGUACUUCCAGCAUUUUGUUUUUUUAAAAAUUUCAGAUGGCCAGUUGUGUUGCUUUUCAGGGUACAGAAGGGUUGUUUAUGCCCAGGAACCCACAAACAGUCCAAGUCAGUGCCUUCAGGAGUAAAGAAAGGGUUAAAAAAAUUGGGAGGGGGGAAAGCAUUGGGUUGUCCAGUUUAAUCCUAGAUAGGUGGCAACCAUGAUUGGGACAAAAGAUUAGAGAAUCAGAGACUUGAAAUAUUUAGAAACAAGUCCUAUCAUGUAACAUUUAUUUUAACACUAGCGAUAACCCUAUAACAUAUGUUCUCUUAGGACUGAAUUAAUCAGCCAUAGCUUUGAGAAUGAAGCCUUGGCAACCAGUGGGUAGUCUAUAGCUGUUUUAAUAUUUAGGCAUGCUGAAUGUGUCCUGUGAUUAACAAAUAUGAAUAUAUCCAUAUACUAGUAUCUGUCUUAUUUCUUAGGGGAAAAAAGAAGACUGAAUUAGAUCUUGAGACAUUGUGAAUCUCUUUGUAGUUUCUUGAUGUUUUUGCUAAAACUCGUUUUAUUACAAUUAUACCAUGUGGUGUUGUAGACUUCUUAUACACUGCUUUCUACAUAUAAUAUUAGUCAAACAUGAAGGUGAUAGAUCCUUUCUUAUGAAGCUCAUGUUCUACUUUUGAGAUUUGCUUGCAAUUGCCAACUUCAAUAUGAUAGCCUGUAUAACACUGAGUGAGUAUAUUGUACCCUGUAUUGCUCUUCUGACCUAAAUUUGCUGUAAUCCUAAUGUUAAAAUCUUGCUUUCAUUUUAAUUGCAUUGGAUUAUAUUAGUAAUGUUUUGCUCUAAAUUCAGUCUUUCCAAUAAAAUUAUUCCUUUUAAUCCAA
Hypanus sabinus (Atlantic stingray) is the source of this 19164-nucleotide messenger RNA. RefSeq lists its product as uncharacterized. The transcript has 11 exons. Gene Ontology annotation, molecular function: calcium ion binding. Lineage: Eukaryota; Metazoa; Chordata; Chondrichthyes; Myliobatiformes; Dasyatidae. The coding region runs from base 42 to 15449 and encodes 5135 amino acids. Gene Ontology annotation, cellular component: plasma membrane. Gene Ontology annotation, biological process: homophilic cell-cell adhesion. The record is from RefSeq and is a predicted model, not a curated record.